Molecule: messenger RNA, 1021 nt
Organism: Symphalangus syndactylus (siamang)
Lineage: Eukaryota; Metazoa; Chordata; Mammalia; Primates; Hylobatidae
Cellular component (GO): nucleosome
Molecular function (GO): structural constituent of chromatin; protein heterodimerization activity; DNA binding
Source: RefSeq, a predicted model, not a curated record
UAGUACGAGCCAUGUCUGGGCGCGGCAAAGGCGGGAAGGGUCUGGGUAAAGGAGGUGCUAAGCGCCACCGCAAAGUUCUGCGCGACAACAUUCAGGGCAUCACCAAGCCCGCCAUCCGACGCCUGGCACGGCGUGGAGGCGUUAAGCGCAUCUCAGGCCUUAUAUACGAGGAAACGCGCGGAGUUCUUAAAGUGUUUUUGGAGAAUGUAAUCCGCGAUGCAGUUACCUACACGGAGCACGCCAAACGCAAGACAGUCACGGCCAUGGACGUGGUUUAUGCGCUCAAGCGCCAGGGCCGCACCCUCUAUGGCUUUGGCGCCAUGGCACGAACAAAGCAGACAGCUCGCAAGUCCACUGGCGGCAAAGCACCGCGCAAGCAGCUGGCCACCAAGGCGGCUCGCAAGAGCGCUCCGGCCACCGGUGGUGUCAAGAAGCCCCACCGCUACCGCCCCGGCACCGUGGCCCUGCGCGAGAUCCGCCGCUACCAGAAGUCGACCGAGUUGCUAAUCCGGAAGCUACCUUUUCAGCGCUUGGUACGGGAGAUCGCACAGGACUUUAAGACCGAUCUGCGCUUCCAGAGCUCGGCGGUGAUGGCGCUGCAGGAGGCUUGCGAGGCCUACCUAGUGGGGCUAUUUGAGGACACCAACCUGCUCGUCUUGCUCAUCAUGUCUGGCCGUGGCAAAGGCGGGAAGGGUCUUGGCAAAGGCGGCGCUAAGCGUCACCGUAAGGUGCUGCGCGACAAUAUCCAGGGCAUCACCAAGCCAGCCAUCCGGCGCCUUGCUCGCCGCGGCGGCGUGAAGCGCAUCUCCGGUCUCAUCUACGAGGAGACUCGCGGGGUGCUGAAAGUGUUCCUGGAGAACGUGAUCCGGGACGCCGUCACCUAUACAGAGCACGCCAAGCGCAAGACGGUCACCGCCAUGGAUGUGGUCUACGCGCUCAAACGCCAGGGCCGCACCCUCUACGGUUUUGGCGGUUGAACGUCCUUUUCUAUCAAUAAAAGGCCCUUUUCAGGGCCACCCUA